AUGUCUUGCACGACUACCAUUGAACAGGUUCAGAAGCGAAUGCCGCUAGCCACUGACACAACGGCAGUGCCUCCAGUGCAACAGAAGCCAGGAUGCGAGGGCCCUGUGUGGGUUCCUCUUCGAGUCUGUGGAUUCCUGUACUCCUAUGAUGAUCUCGUGGCGUAUGCAGAGAAAUACCUGCCGGAUGACUUAGAGAAAGAGCGUUCGAAGCGCCCGAUCCGUGACUACCGCCGCCAACGAGCUCUUAAGCACAUCAAAAAUCAGUUGGAAAACCUAGACUAUGUGCUCGUUCAGCUCGCCGACGGUGAGGUGGCGAAAUGUAUGCUCGUCGGCAGUAAUUACGACGAGGAAGAAUUGGCCAAAGCCCGCCACCUGGACAGAAUUGCCAAGUUCCGAAAGGUCCUCGCCAUCGAUAGCACUUGCGAGCCCAAAUGGUACCGCCUCGGCAGAAGUGCACAACAUCGGCUCAUGAUCUCGGAGGAGCGAGCGUACCCAGAUAUGCUGAUAGAGUACGUCUAUGAGAUCGACCUCGAUGAUGAGGUCUUCUGGGUGAAUGGGAUGCCGAUAUUCCGACUGGAUUGCAUGCCGAUGGCGGAGGUGUUCCUCGAGGUGCUGGGCAAAGACAUCUACCCCACUAUGCGACGACGGAGAGCAUGGCAUCUAAGCAUGGGUUUAGGAUCGCUGCCCCCCCGCAGCCACUCAGCGCAGACAUGGCAUCAUAUGAAUUCCUCCGCGGAUCGACCAGCGUCGGCACCGAUAUUUGGGAGCUUCUGA
Molecule: messenger RNA, 774 nt
Organism: Pleurotus ostreatus (oyster mushroom)
Lineage: Eukaryota; Fungi; Basidiomycota; Agaricomycetes; Agaricales; Pleurotaceae
Exons: 3
Coding region: 1-774 (257 amino acids)
Source: RefSeq, a predicted model, not a curated record